AUGACUCUCAGAGCUUCUGUCCAGCUACUUCAACCUCCACGACCUGGUCGACUCCUUUGUACCCUGGGACCUCGAAGUCAUAUUUCUUUGCGAUGGAUGGAGUCACAAACCUAUGCUGGAGGCAUGAAGGAACUGCCGAGUCCCGACUUCGGUGGACCAUCUUCGAUAUCCCAGGAUGAAGGGGCAUCAACUGCUGUGACUGGGAGCUUUGUGUCCUGA
Molecule: messenger RNA, 219 nt
Organism: Fusarium proliferatum ET1
Lineage: Eukaryota; Fungi; Ascomycota; Sordariomycetes; Hypocreales; Nectriaceae
Exons: 2
Coding region: 1-219 (72 amino acids)
Source: RefSeq, a predicted model, not a curated record